Lynx canadensis (Canada lynx) is the source of this 5841-nucleotide messenger RNA. It is a transcript of the gene NACA, whose product is annotated as nascent polypeptide associated complex subunit alpha. NCBI's taxonomy places the organism in Eukaryota, Metazoa, Chordata, Mammalia, Carnivora, Felidae. Bases 111 to 5726 code for a protein of 1871 amino acids. The transcript has 9 exons. The record is from RefSeq and is a predicted model, not a curated record. Gene Ontology annotation, cellular component: cytoplasm; nascent polypeptide-associated complex. Gene Ontology annotation, biological process: protein targeting to membrane.
CGGAUCCUGGUCCCGCCCCCUCCACCAGGCUUCCUUCUGCAACAGGCGUGGGUCACGCUCUCGCUCGCUCUCUUUCUGCCGCCAUCUUGGUUCCGCGUUCCCCGCGCAAGAUGCCUGGUGAAGCCACAGAAACCGUCCCUGCUACAGAGCAGGAGUUGCCACAGCCCCAGGCUGAGACAGCUAUGCUUCCUGUGUCUUCAGCCUUGAAUGUCACUGCUGCCUUAGGGCAGCCUGAAUCUACCCUUCCCCCUUCUUGUUCCCUGGCUCCCCAACAAUGCCCUCUGGCAACCCCUAACCAGCCUUCCCCAUUUCUUUCUCCCUCUAGUGUUGCUUCAACCCCUUUUGAAGCUCCUUUUCCCCAGUCAUCCUCUGGGACAGCCCUGCCUUUGGGAGUUGUCCCUUCCCCCACUGACACCCCAGCUUUCCUGCCAAACCUACUAGGGCCUCCCAUCUCCCCAGCUGCCUUAGCUCUGGCCUCUCCCAUGAUAACUCCAACUCUGAAAGGCGCCCAUUCUUCUUCAGCUCCCUUGGCUCUGGUGGCCUUGGCUCCCCACUCAGUUCAGAAGAACUCUGCUCAUCCACUUAACCCUCUUAGUUCACCUCCUUCGAUUGCUGUGACUAAGUCAGGGUCAGUGACCUCCCUGUCAUCUCCCAUUGCUUCCUCAGAACCAAAGUCCUCUCCUAUUCAAGACUCCUUACAAGUAGACCCUCGAAAAAUUACCCCCGUCCCUCCAAGUAUAGUCAGUGCUGUUCCUGCCCAUGUUGGAACUCCCUUGGCCUCUGUUCAGUCUGGAGUAGCCUCAUGUCCUCAGAUGCCACCCACCACUCCCCUAGCCAUCACUCCCCCUCAGUUCAGAGACAUCCCUGUUUCCUCAGCUCUGACUUCUCAACAAAACAAGGAAAGCCUCAGCCUAAAGGGACCCCAUAGUUCACCUGCUGCCUUAUCUGUUUCAACCCAGUCUAUUUCUGUGUCUCCCAACAUCUCUCCAGUUUUUCUCCCUUCUCUAGGCUCUCACCCUGCACCUUUACAUCAGAGUUCUCUUGGUUCUCCUAUUCAGCCCUUAGGUCAAACAGGCCAUAAUGUUCUGUCAGAUGCUAUACUGGAUGCCACUUCUGCAGAUCAUUCUUCCACAGGGACCUCUUACCCUUCUCAGAGAUCUGUAAUUCCUCCCCCUCCUUCCAAAAAUGAGGUGACUUCUGCUGCUGUGGCUGCUUUUCCAGCAGGGACUCGAGAUUCCCCUUUGACUCUUUCUGUUGACAAAGAUCCCUCUGCUGUCACUGGCAUAGCCUCCUACAACCCCUCUGGUUCAUUAAAUGUAGCUACCUCUUCUCCAUUAUCUCCUACAGCCUCUCUCAUUCUCAAAGGUUCUCCUGAUGCCACUCAUCAUCAGCCUUUGGUGGCCCAAAUUCCUGCUUCUCCAGAGAGUCCAAGCUUGAAAGAAGCUCCUGUUUGUUCUGUUGGAACCACCCCAUUUGUUAUGACUAACCCCUCUACAGUUUCUGCAGCACCUACUACCUUUGAGAUAGCUACUUGUGUCUCUCCUCCAGUUUCAUCAGGUCCCAUAAGUAGUAAGGACUCCACUUCCCAUACUGCCCUUGUUAUGACUCCUGUGGCUCCCAAAGAGCUUCCUGCUCCUCAAGUAACAACCCCUCUGGGAAUACCAGUCUCUCCUCCUCUGCCAGCCCCUGAGAACUCCAAAAGUCUCCCUGCAUCAGUAUUGGUAAAGUUACCAACACAGAAAGAUCUCCAGACUUCACCUGCCUCUGUUGCUGGAGCCCCUGUUUCACCAGUCCAGGCAGGACUCCCUAUCAAGAAAGACCCUACUCUAAUACCAUUGGCCUUGGCAGCCCCUGAAAAUCCCCCCUCUUCCCAAAGUACAUCAUCAUCAUUGGAGAUCCCUCUUUCCCCUGAAACCACCUUAGCAAAGAAAAGCCUUGUAGAGCCUCUCCCUCUAGUUAUGCCAGUCAAUACUACUCCCUCUCCUCUGGGUGUUAACUCUCCAACCUCUGUAAUCAAGACAGAUCCUUAUGCAAGCCCAGACCCCACGAGUCUGCUUCCCAGAAGUUCUCUCCCUACCCCAACCAUGGCUACAUUUUCUGCUGCCACUGCUGGGGUGGCUCCUACCACUAUAGCCAGCCCUUUCCUAGGAGCUGUCUCUUUGGCUAAUAAAAGCCACCCAGAUAAGGAGGUUAGUUCCACUCUUACUAUUUUACCUUUGGUUCCACCAGCCUCCGAAAGUUGCCCUGUGGCUCCAACUGUGACUUUACCCCCCCAGAAUGUUUCUGCUUUUCCAGCUGCCAUGGCACUGGCCCCCGAAAUUCCCAAGUCUGAGCCCUUUCCCUCUCUUCCUCCUCAAGGUGCAAAGAAAGUUCAUGGUAUUUCUCAUACCUCGGCAUUGGAACCUGUGGCUUCCUCUCCUGAAGGGCACCCAACCAAGGACUCUGGUUCUUCUGUUAAUACAUCUUCUCAAGGAACUUCCCUAGCUGACUCCACAUCUCGUUUAGGGACUAGUGUGUCUCCCCAAACUAAAAGACGUCCAACCAAGAAGGGUUCAACUACUUCUACCUUAACUCUUUCUAAAAGUGUACCUGCUAUCCCUGAUACUCCUCCUGGAAAUCACUCAUCCCCUAUUUCUCCAGUUGAAGCUUCCUUUCUUCCAGAGGCCAAUCUUUCUUUUCAAGUCCCUAAAGGGUCACUGGCCAAGAAGCAUUCCCCUACUCCAUCCCCCAAAGAGGCCCCAGAUACCCCAUCUCCCAAAGAGGCCUCCACUCCCCCAGCUGUGGCUCCUCCCUCCCCCAAAAAGUCCCAAGCAGCUCCAUCCCCCAAGAGAGCCCCAGCUACUCCAUCUCCCAAAGGAACCUCCACUGCCCCAGCUGUGGCUCCCCCUGCCCCCAAAGGGGGCCCAACAACUCUAUCCCCUAAAGAGACAUCCACUCCAGCAGUGAAUCCUUCCUGCCCCAAAGGGGCUCCCACCCCCCAGGCCAUAGCUCCUCCCUCCCCCAAAGGGGACCCAGCAACCCCAUCCCCUAAAGAGCCUUCCACUCCUCCAUCUAUGACUCCUUCCUCCCCCAAAGAGUCCCCAGCUACCCAACUUCCCAGAGGGGCCCCUACCCCAGAAACUGUGGCUCCUGCCUCUCCCAAAGAGUCCCAAGCAACUCCAGCCCCCAAAAGAGCCCCAGCUGUGGCUCCUCCAGCCCCCAAAAAGUCCCAAGCAACUCCAGCCCCCAAAAGAACCCCAGCUACUCCAUCUCCCAAAGGGGCCUCCACUGCCCCAGCUGUGGCUCCUGCCUCCCCGAAAGGGGGCCCAGCAAUUCCAUCCCCUAAAGAAACCUCCACUCCCCCAGCUAUGACUCCUUCCUCCCCCAGAGAAUCCCCAGCUACCCAACCUCCCAACGGAGCUCCCACUACCCCAGCUGUGGCUCCUGCCUCUCCCAAAGAGUCCCAAGCAACUCCAGCCCCCAAAGGGGGCCCAGCAACCCCAUCCUCUAAAGAGACCUCCACUCCACCAGCUAGGACUCCUCCCUCCCCCAAAGGGGGCCCAGCAACCCCAUCCUUUAAAGAGACCUCCACUCCACCAGCUAGGACUCCUCCCUCCCCCAAAGGGGGCCCAGCAACCCCAUCCUCUAAAGAGACCUCCACUCCACCAGCUAGGACUCCUUCCUCCCCCAAAGCUGCCCAACCUCCCAGAGAGGCCCCCACCCCUCAAGCUGUGGCUCCUGUCUCUUCCAAAGAGUCCCAAGCAACUCCAGCCCCCAAAAGAGCCCCAGCUUCCCCACUUCCUAAAGGGACCCCCUUUGUCCCAGCUGUGGCUCCUCCCUCCCCCAAAAAGUCCCAAGCAACUCCAGCCCCCAAAAAAGCCCCAGCAACUUCGUCUCCCAAAGGGUCCCCUAAUGCCCCAGCUGUAGCUCUUCCCUCCCCCAAAGAGUCCUCAGCUACCCAACCUCCCAAAGGAGCCCCCACUCCCCCAACUGUGGCUCCUCCCUCCCCGAAAGGAGGACCAGCGAUUGUAUCCCCUAAAGAGACCCCCACUUCCCCAAUAAUGACUCCUCCCUCCCCCAAAGGGGCCUCAGCUGCCUCAUCUCUCAAAGGGACCCUUACUCCCUCAGCUGUGACUCCUUCCUCCCACAAAGAGUCUCCAGAAACUCCAGCCCCCAAGGGGGCCCCAACAACCCCACCUCCCAAGCGGGCCUCCACUCCCCCAGCUGUGACUCCUUCCUCCCCCAAAGAGUCUCUAGCUACCCCAUCCUCCAGAGGGACCUCAGCAACUCCAUCUCCCAAAAGAGCCCCAGGGACUCCAUCCUCCAAAGGAACCUCAGCAGCUUCAUCCCCCAAAAGAGCACCAGCUACCCCAUCCUCCACAGGUGCCCCCACUCCCUCAUCUGAGAUUUCUCCCUCACCCAAAGAGGCCCCUAUAUCUCCAGUUUCAGUUACUUGUCCCUUGGGGUCCACUGCCCCUCAGGCAUCUAAAGGCCUACCAAUAAUGAAAGGUCCCACAGCUCUCAAACCAGUACUUGUUGCCCCAGCUCCAGAAAGUGCACCAGUUGUCACAGUUCCCUCUGAGAAAGAUCCACUGGCCAAGAAGAGUUCUGCUACUCCUGUGUGCCCCGAUCCCUCAGCCAAGAAUGGUACUAAAGGACCCCUUUCUACAAUGGCUCCAGCCCCUCUACUGACAGUCUCUGCUCAGAAAGCCUCUUCUCCAAAGACUCCCAAAACCCUUCCUGUUUCUCCGUUAAAAGGCAAAGAUUCUUUUCAUUCCCCAAAGAGCCCCUUGGCUCUUGCUCCUGAGUCUGUGACCUCUACCCCUCUAGCAACAGCUUCCUCUGAGAAGGUCCUUCCUAAUGCUGGAUCAGCAUCUGUCUCUCCAGCACCCACCCCACCAGUCUCUCUGCCUCUCCCUCCCUCCCCAGUUCCCCCUCUGCUUCCUAAACAGCAAUUUCUGCCGUCCUCACCUGGGCUGGUGCUGGAAUCACCCUGUAAGCCCUCAGCCCCUGCUGAUGAGGAUGAGCUGCCGCCUCUGAUUCCCCCGGAACCAAUCUCGGGGGGAGUGCCUUUCCAGUCGGUCCUCGUCAACAUGCCCACCCCUAAACCUGCUGGGAUCCCUGCCCCAACCCCCUCUGCCAAGCAGCCUGUUCUGAAGAACAACAAGGGGUCUGGAACAGAAUCGGACAGUGAUGAAUCAGUACCAGAGCUUGAGGAACAGGAUUCCACACAGGCAACCACCCAACAAGCCCAGCUGGCAGCAGCAGCUGAAAUCGAUGAAGAACCAGUCAGUAAAGCAAAACAGAGCCGGAGUGAAAAGAAGGCACGGAAGGCUAUGUCCAAACUAGGUCUUCGACAGGUUACAGGGGUUACAAGAGUCACUAUCCGGAAAUCUAAGAAUAUUCUCUUUGUCAUCACAAAACCAGAUGUCUACAAGAGCCCAGCUUCAGAUACCUACAUAGUUUUUGGGGAAGCCAAGAUCGAGGAUUUAUCUCAGCAGGCACAACUAGCAGCUGCUGAGAAAUUCAAAGUUCAAGGUGAAGCUGUCUCAAACAUUCAAGAAAACACACAGACUCCAACUGUACAAGAAGAGAGUGAAGAGGAAGAGGUUGAUGAAACAGGUGUAGAGGUUAAGGACAUAGAACUGGUCAUGUCGCAAGCAAAUGUAUCAAGAGCAAAGGCAGUUCGAGCCCUGAAGAACAACAGUAAUGAUAUUGUAAAUGCUAUUAUGGAAUUAACAAUGUAACCGUCUGAAAACGAGGACCCUUUUUUGGUGUUUCAAAAGAAUAACUGCAGCUUGGUUUGAAAUUUGUACUGUUUCUAUCAUUAAUAAAGUUAUGGCUUCUUGUUGGAUGAACUCA